AUCAAAAUCGCGUUUCUAUUCCUGUUUUGCAUUGGGAUUUAUGUGUAUUUAUAUGAUGUAACGAGUAGGAAUUUUUACAUUUCCAAAACCAUAAUGGAGGAAGUUCAGCAGUCUCUGAAUACGCAAGUCCUAAUAAUGAAGAGCGACCAACGGACAUCGAGUUUUAUAUUUCAUGGUGAGGCAAAUCGUGUAUCACAAAGCGAGACAAAGGACAAACUUAACAAAGAGAAAACUGUAAACAAAUCAGUAAACUUAAAACGUGGUCAAGAGAGAACUUCGAGGAAAAUCGAUGAAUUGAAGCAGGAGGUGAUCACUAAGGAGUAUCUAAGGAACAAUAAAUAUAAAGUUCCAGUGGUAACAUUGUUCACCUCAUGGUCAGUAGAUAUCGAAAAAUAUCUCUGUCGGAACACAACGGUUCUUAACUGGUCCAGAUUGAAGCCGUUUAUCUCCCCAAUUUUUUUCACAAAUGAUACAGAUCUUAUGACAAGAGUCCGAAAUAAAGGUUGGAAUGUUCAUCCUGUGGUUAAAACUGGUAUAGGUAUUCCGGUUUUGAAGGACAUGUUUCUUGCAGCCAAGAACUUUACAAAAUCGACUUUUUAUGCCUACGCAAACGGGGAUAUUCUAUUUACAGAAGAACUAUUAAAAACUGUUUUAGCUGUUGAAAAAAUGAUAGAUAUACACAAUGAUACAAUACUUAUAAUAGGAAAGAGAACUAACGUACAAAAUAUAUCCAUGCAGGAUGCAGAGAAUUUUGAUUUGUUAAGGAAUAUUUCAAAACAAAGAGGAGAAUUAUUUACUGCAUGGGGUGAGGAUUAUUUUAUAACAAGUGCUAAUUAUCCGUGGAAGGAAAUACCUGAUGUUGUCAUUGGAAGGCGUGCUUAUGAUAAUUUUCUGGUUAUAGAGUCUUUGAAGCGAGGAUUCAUUGUUAUCGAUGCUACAAAAACAAUUUUAGCGGUUCAUUACACGACAAAGAGUGGAAAUUUCGAAAAUCGCAAGAAAGAAAAUAACGAUUACAAUGUUAAAAUUAUUUCUGAAUAUUACAGGAAUGAGACCAUUAAAUAUGUUCAAGGUCUCACAAAAUGUGCCAAUUAUUAUACAAAUUUUUCAUCGAACAGCACAAUAACACUUUUGAAAAAGAAGAAACCCUAUUGUUAA
Molecule: messenger RNA, 1155 nt
Organism: Saccostrea cuccullata (small rock oyster)
Lineage: Eukaryota; Metazoa; Mollusca; Bivalvia; Ostreida; Ostreidae
Exons: 1
Coding region: 94-1155 (353 amino acids)
Source: RefSeq, a predicted model, not a curated record